UCUUCAGUCUCCAAAGCAUUCUCCACGUGUCGUUUUCUCUAAUUUAAGCGCUCUGCUAGCUUAUACAAGAUCCACCGUCGCCCAUCACAGAUCCUGCACCAUCGGCUUCUCGCCGCCACUGCCAUCUUAGUCUGCCGCUGCAGCCAGUCCACUGUCCACCCCCUAUACGGUACACACCACGAUGAUGAUCAUCUCCUGGAUAAAUCGGUUUGCUCUCUGGGUGUUGCUGAUCCUAUUCUUUUCGCCAUGUUGUUGUUUGGGCCAAGAAACCAACACGGAACAACCACCACCACCAAGUGGGAAACUCAGCGUCGAAGAACUGGAAGCAUUGACCGAUCAGGAAUUGGAGCUGAUAUGCUUGGAGCGUGGUUUUGAAUUGAUCCGAGAUGGAUCAGAAGGGGAUCUGACACAUGAUGAUUAUGUCGAAGCAGCAAGACGGUGUCUCGCCAUUGAAGAAGACAUGAAUGAGAUUUUGGAACAGAAUCCAGAGCUGGCAGAAGAGCUAUUAUCAGAACUAGACCGAAUGAAAGACGAAAAGGAGCUGUUAGAGCAACAAGUUGCGCAACAAGAGGCCGAACGAGACAGAUUGGAACAGGAGGUAGCCGAGGCGACAGCAAAAUCUGACAAACAGGCACCCAGAAUGUGGGGUGAUGGGACCGCCUACUCUCAAUACCAGCAACAACAACAAUCAGCAACGGGUCCUGCCUCUAGUACUCCAGUGUCUGGCAGUGGCAGCAAUAGUCAACAAUCUACAGAGACAGCAAAGGACUCGUCGUCGUCGUCAUCAUCAACAGAGGAACCAGACAUGUGUGGCAAUCCAACGACGACAGAAGUGGAUGACAAGGAACAACAACCUGCUACCGACUUUUCGUUAAAGACGUUUGUCCAAGAAGUGAUUGCCGAGUUUGAAAAGGAUGCCAGACGCUUUACAACUCUGAUUUUCCCCGUGGUGAAACCACUGUUUAGUGCCGGCAACUUUGCCUGGCGACAUCUCAAGGUACUGUUUCACGGUGCAAAGGAACAAUUGAAAAAGUACAAGGAAAGCAGCAGCGAUAGUUCCAAUAACAAGGAAGCACAAGCACAAGCAACGUCAACUACAGCUACAAAGACGUAAAUAAAUAGAUCACCGACAGGGGCAACACAGCAGCCAUUGGACACCUAGCUAGCUAUUCAAAUAACCCUUUAAGAAGCUUCGAUUUGGGUGUACGUAGCUACAGCAAAAACUAAUAUGAGUCUUCGCUACUACUACCUACCGGUAGGCAGGGGUUUCAAAACUAUAGAUCAUUAAGAUGUUUU
Molecule: messenger RNA, 1296 nt
Organism: Seminavis robusta
Lineage: Eukaryota; Bacillariophyta; Bacillariophyceae; Naviculales; Naviculaceae
Source: the annotation of a GenBank genome assembly